AUGAGCACUCCCUUGGAGACUCUGAUGAAGAUGGAUGGAGGUGAUGACGGCGAUUCGGACAAGGAAAACAAGCAGAUCGAAUUCGACGACUCGUCCUCGCCUGACAGCAGCGAGAGCGAUCGAGAUGAAGAGGCCAGCCGUUCGAGUACGACGAGCAACACAAGCAAAAGCCUGACGACCUCCUCGAGGAAGCGACGAUUCGGUGGAGGGCAGGCCGGAGCCAAGAAGCGAUCACCGGUGAUGCGAACGACUCAUUGCGACUGUGACAUCGGUGACGACACUCUGCCGCAUUUCUGUAGAGCUUUCGGCAGAUGGAUCGCGCGAGUGCCGAUCACCUCGCAGGACGCCUGGAUGAAACUCACGCCAAUCUCGCUGGUGAUCGUCUACAAGGCACGAAACUACAACGGAGAGAUCCCCGAACGCGAAUUCACCAUCGGCGUUCCGAAGGGCUGUACGCGAACAAACGUGCCACGUAUCAGUGCACUCAGCGAUGGAGAUGCCGAACAAGUUGCCGAUACGCCGUCGGAAUGGUUCAACAAUCCGGCCAACUUCGAACCAUACUGGAAACGCGUCGGCAAAUACUACACCCAGCCAUGCUGCGACGCUUUUGACGGCAAGCACAUUUAUCAACUGGUGCCCGUUUCGGAUGGUCUGGCUGCCGUGUCUCGUGACGCCACCCAGACGGAGAUGGUCGACGCCAAGGAGGAAGAGAAGGUGCAAGAGAAUGUGGAAGAGCCGGCUGCCAUGGAGGAGGAGAAGGUGCACGUGAAAGAAGAAGAAAAACCGGAGGUGGUCAUCACACCAAUGGAAGAAGUGAUCGAACAACGUCACGAGGAGCAACCCGAAGAGCUGGAGGUGGCUGAAGUGAAGACGGAUGUUAUGCUCCAGCCGACCUUGUCCAACAAGAUGCAAACCAAGACGGCAACCGUCGGCAUCAACACCAUCACAAUUGACGCUGAGGCAAAGCUGAAGCGCCAGAAGACAUUCGCCUAUCUGCUGAAUAGAGCUCGCUGCGCCGCCGUCAGGGAACAAAAGGCCAAGGCACGUCACACGCACCUUCUGGCCGAAAUCGCCACCAAGCAGGCGAAGCUCGCAGCAUUGGACAAGGAACGCGCCGACCUGAAACAAGAGAUUCUGCUGCUGGAAACGGACGAAUUCGACGUCGAAUAUGAAAGCUUGGAGAACGUUUGGAUGAGCUACGCCAGUAGCUUUGAUCUCAUCGGAAACGAGCAGCUCGAUGUGCAGCCAUCGAUUGUUGUCGUCGAUUUGACUGGUGACGAGAACGAUGCUGUGGCGCCGGCAAAGACGGGCUCCACCAACACACCAGUACCCAAGGUCGAGCCGCAACCACAGCACAUGACUCCGGUUUCCUCUCGCACUCCCGCCACGACCUCGUCCACAAUGAAGCGCACGUUCCCCCUCAAAAGGACCGCCCGUGCAUUUGAGGCCUUUGUCACGCCGACAUCGGCUGUCGUGAAGCUGACGAAGGGCGUGAGACGUGAACGGCCCGGGCACGAUCGUUUCAAAACCCCGAUUCGCUGCACUUGCGAUUUCGACAAGUUGCUCAAGGAGGCCGGCGAAAUUUGCGGCGGCAACAUCUCGUGCAUCGCUGUCACGACCGCCCAGGAGUUCAAUAACCUCGACCCUAACUCGCCUAUCCUGGUUCAAUGCGAGACGAGGUGCAGCGGGGCGCGUGUGCUCAAACUGGCUCUUCCCGACAAAUACGACCCGCUCGACCCACACCGUCGUCCUCGAGUGCUUCCACUUUCGAGAAAUGAGUUCGAUACGAUUCGGCACACGGGAAUAGCAUGGUCUCGCGACAUGCUACCGCCUAUUCACCGGGUCCCGCUCUUCGUCAACUGUGAAGACCCCUUCAGCGAGUGGCCGGUGAACAACGGAGCUAACCGCCACGUGUACCGCGUCGUCUUCCCCGGA
Molecule: messenger RNA, 1935 nt
Organism: Mesorhabditis spiculigera
Lineage: Eukaryota; Metazoa; Nematoda; Chromadorea; Rhabditida; Rhabditidae
Source: the annotation of a GenBank genome assembly